This is a messenger RNA of Truncatella angustata, 2499 nucleotides long. RefSeq lists its product as uncharacterized. Gene Ontology annotation, molecular function: UDP-glycosyltransferase activity; hexosyltransferase activity. The transcript is spliced from 6 exons. The coding region runs from base 1 to 2499 and encodes 832 amino acids. The record is from RefSeq and is a predicted model, not a curated record. Gene Ontology annotation, biological process: carbohydrate metabolic process. Lineage: Eukaryota; Fungi; Ascomycota; Sordariomycetes; Amphisphaeriales; Sporocadaceae.
AUGAAGGGAGACGGCAGUACGGACUCGCAUCUGCCUCCCCCCGACUACUCCUUGUCCCUCUCCGAUGCUUUUGCGGACGAAUCCCAGAGUGUCGUGCAAACGACUAGAGAGGAUGGCCGGAUAGACCUAGACACUAAAUCCAGGUUGUUUAAGACGCUAAGCAAAGUGGUCGCUCGUGAGCAAAAGCGUCACGACCAGGAAAGCCAUCUUGAAUGGGGUGAACCCCCCAAAUAUGAGCAGUUCGAUAGCAAGCAGUUCAACCUCAAACUGAACAUAGUGAUCCAAGUUGUGGGGAGUCGCGGUGACGUGCAGCCGUUCAUAGCACUCGGCAACGAGCUGGUACGUUGUGGGCACAGAGUACGCAUCGCAACACACGAUGUCUUCGCCGACUUUGUUCGCAAAUCAGGCCUGGAAUUCUAUCCUAUCGGCGGCGAUCCGGCUGAGCUCAUGGCGUACAUGGUCAAAAAUCCCGGGCUCUUUCCUAGCAUGCGAAGUCUUCGCGAAGGCGAUAUCCAGAGGAAGAGGAAGAUGGUUGCCGAAAUGCUGCAAGGAUGUUGGAGUUCUUGCAUCGAACCGGAUCCGGUCACCAUGCGACCCUUUGUCGCUGAGGCUAUCAUUGCAAACCCUCCAAGUUUUGCCCACAUCCAUUGCGCACAGGCUCUGGGUAUUCCAUUACACAUAAUGUUCACGAUGCCGUGGUCCAGCACAAAGGACUUCCCCCAUCCACUCAUAAACAUGGACCUGAAGAGCUCAACGGUGCCAGUAGGCACAGCAAAUUAUGUUUCGUACCUUGCAGUUGAGUUUCUGACUUGGCAAGGGCUUGGCGAUCUCAUCAACUCCUGGAGAGCAACUCUAGAUUUAGAGCCUAUUCCGAGUUCGGAAGGACCAAGAUUGGCUGAAACCCUAAAGAUACCGUUCACUUAUUGCUGGUCGCCAGCCCUUGUACCUAAGCCUGCUGAUUGGCCAUCUCAUAUAGGAGUUUGCGGGUUCUUCUUCCGAGACCCCCCUCAAUAUGAACCACCAAGAGAGCUAGCAGAUUUUCUGAAGAGUGGCCCGCCGCCUGUAUACAUUGGAUUUGGUAGCAUUGUUAUCGAAGACCCGGCAAAACUGACCAGAAUAUUACUUGAAGCCGUGCGAGCCUCGGGCGCUCGUGCGAUAAUCUCCCGCGGCUGGAGUAAGCUUGGUGAGAAUCAAGAAGGCGGCGACAAUGUGCUGUUCAUCGGAGAUUGUCCUCACGAAUGGCUUUUUCGACAAGUUGCUGCGGUAAUUCACCACGGAGGAGCAGGCACAACCGCUUGCGGCCUUCUAAACGGUCGCCCUACGACAAUAGUUCCGUUCUUUGGAGAUCAACCGUUCUGGGGUGCCAUGGUGGCUGCCGCAGGAGCGGGGCCGGAUCCAAUCCCUCAGCGUCAACUCAACGAGGAAAACUUGGCAGAUGCUAUCAAUUUUUGCCUUACUCCUGAAGCAUCUAGUGCCGCGCUCGUGCUGGCCCAGAAGAUGCAAGCUGAGUCAGGUGUCAGAACCGCGGUCGACAUGUUCCACGCUCAGUUACCGGUCACAGAAAUGCAAUGCGACAUUCUUAGAGAUAGGGCAGCGGCAUGGCGUUUCAAGAAAGGCAAGUUACAGCUCAAGCUGUCGAAGCUGGCUGCCGAGGUUCUAGUUGAAAACGCCAAAAUUAACGGAGACCAGUUGAGCCGAUACGACGCGAACCCAAUAGUCAUUGAUGUGACACGAUGGGAGCCAGUGACUGCCACGACUUCAUCGCUCGUCAGUACACUGAAAGGCAUGACGGUCUCGGCUACAGACAUCUUUGUCAAGCCAGUGCAGGCUUAUCAGACACCAUCUGGUAAGUCCGUGGAAGCUGGGCUUUCGAAAGGCGAUGAUGCAGCAUCUUUGCCGAGUCAAGAUGAGAGAAGCAAUCGUCACCUCCGGCCAGAUGUGCCGGAAGCAUCACGUUCUCGAAGCCGGUCGGGGAACCGCUUAGGAAAAGCCGUCUUAGGCUCAGCUUCGGGCGUGGGUGGUUUUUUCAAACAUUUCACCAAGGGCAUGUACGUGGACCUGCCUCUUGCAACCACGGAAGGUUUGCGAUCCAUGCCGAAAUUAUAUGGCGGCGAAGUCCGUGAGAUUGGCAAGGUCACCGACUGGAAGUCAGGUGCAAUUGUCGCUGGAAAGAACUUCAAAGACGGGAUGGUGGACGGGUUUACCGAUCUGGUACGCGAGCCCAUGAAAGGUGGUAAAGAGCAAGGCGCCUUGGGAGCGAUCAAGGGAGUGGGGAAAGGCUCAGCGAACAUGCUCUUGAAGGUAUCAUCUGGUGCUCUCGGUCUCGUUGCGUACUCUGGGCAGGGAAUCUGUAAGAGCAUCACGGCAGCAGUCAACACGGAGACUUGGCAUGCAAUCAAGAAGGCAAGACGCAACGAAGGGCGUCAUUUGGUUGCCUCUGGUGCCCAUGACGUGGAUCAGGUAGUUGUUCGGAUGUUUGAGGAUUUGCGAGGGCAUUAA